Elephantulus edwardii (Cape elephant shrew) is the source of this 939-nucleotide messenger RNA. Its product is annotated as olfactory receptor 4F15-like. Gene Ontology annotation, biological process: G protein-coupled receptor signaling pathway. Gene Ontology annotation, cellular component: membrane. Bases 1 to 939 code for a protein of 312 amino acids. The transcript has a single exon. Lineage: Eukaryota; Metazoa; Chordata; Mammalia; Macroscelidea; Macroscelididae. Gene Ontology annotation, molecular function: olfactory receptor activity; G protein-coupled receptor activity. The record is from RefSeq and is a predicted model, not a curated record.
AUGUAUGAAGCAAAUUACUCUGAGGUUUCUGAAUUUGUGUUUCUGGGACUUUCUACCUAUAGGCCAAUGCAACACUUCCUCCUUAUAUUCUCUACCCUGUUUUAUGUAGUUAUUGUUCUGGGAAACCUCCUAGUUGUGUUUACUGUGACUUUUGAUUCUCAUUUGCAUUCACCUAUGUACUUCUUAUUAGCCAACCUUUCAUUCAUUGAUUUAUGUCUUUCUACUUUAACUGUUCCUAAAAUGAUCUCUGACUUGUACUCUGGGCUAAAUACCAUAUCAUUUCAGGGAUGUGUCAUUCAGAUUUUUGCACUUCACGUCCUGGGUGGAUCUGAGAUGGUGCUUCUCAUAGCCAUGGCCUUGGACAGAUACUUGGCCAUAUGUAAGCCUCUUCGCUACCUGACCAUCAUGAGUCCGCAGAUGUGCAUUUGGCUUCUGGUUGGUGCCUGGAUUAUUGGUCUCAUUCACUCAGUAGCACAGUUAGCUUUUGUUGCCCAUUUACAUUUCUGUGGACCUAAUGAAAUAGACAGUUUUUACUGUGAUCUACCUAGUUUCAUCAAACUUGCCUGCUUUCACACCAACAGGCUAGAGUUCAUGAUUACUGCCAACAGUGGGUUUAUUUCCACAGGAACUUUCUUUUUAUUGAUUAUCUCCUAUAUCUUUAUCCUAAUUACUGUAUGGAAACGCUCUUCAAGUGGCUUGUCCAAGGCCCUCUCUACACUGUCAGCUCACAUCACUGUAGUGAUUUUGUUUUUUGGACCAUGCAUCAUUGUCUAUAUGUUCCCAUUUCCCACAGUACCACUGGAUAAGUUUCUUGCCAUUUUGGACUUCCUGAUUACACCCAUUCUGAAUCCUGCCAUCUACACACUGAGAAACAAGGACAUGAAGAUGGCAAUGAGGAGAUUGAGUAACGAGGUCCUUAGUUUAAGGAGGAUCUCCUAA